Molecule: messenger RNA, 672 nt
Organism: Phytophthora megakarya
Lineage: Eukaryota; Oomycota; Peronosporomycetes; Peronosporales; Peronosporaceae
Source: the annotation of a GenBank genome assembly
AUGCCGUUGAUCAACGACCUCCUUGAAGACUUGGACAAGGCGCUCUGGUACUGUUCCCUCGAUAUGGCUAGUGGCUUCUGGGUGGUAUCAAUAUCCCCGCGAGCAAGGCUGGUGUCAGCGUUCAUCACACCGUUCGGGCUGUUUGAGUGGACGAGGAUGCCGUUCGGGUUAAUGAACGCUCCUCAGAUAUACGAACGAAUCGUCAACAAUGCAUUGUAUAGUCACAUGCGCAUCAAGCCCGAUCAGGAUAGGACGAACCCCGUGGACGUCUUCGAGGAAGGAGAGCCGGAGCCUAAGCCGUCAGUUCUCGGGCGGAGGUCGUAUGUGGACGACAUACUUGUGACCGGCGACUCGUGGGAUAGCAUGUGCAACCGUGUCGACAAACUGCUCGACGUCUGUGAUCGGUGGAACUUGUCGAUCAGCGUAGCCAAGAGCUACUGGGGUCGACGCAAGGUGGCGUAUCUAAGGCACGAGGUAUCCUCAGCUAGUCUGGAAGCGAACCCGAAGGAGCUCGACGCAAUCGCCAACCUCCCGUUCCUCACCAAGUUGAAGGCGAUGCAGUCAUUCCUCGGAAGCUUGAACUAUUACAGCCGCUUCAUUGUGGACGUCGCAGUCUACGCCGCGAUCUUGUACAGGCUACGAGAAGCAGACUUUCACGAAAUUGCCAAGUAG